This is a messenger RNA of Papaver somniferum (opium poppy), 4951 nucleotides long. RefSeq names its product PKS-NRPS hybrid synthetase CHGG_01239-like. Gene Ontology annotation, biological process: regulation of DNA-templated transcription. The transcript is spliced from 6 exons. The record is from RefSeq and is a predicted model, not a curated record. Lineage: Eukaryota; Viridiplantae; Streptophyta; Magnoliopsida; Ranunculales; Papaveraceae. Bases 374 to 2356 code for a protein of 660 amino acids.
CUAUAUUCUCCUCCUUCAGAGCCAGAAGAACGGAAAGCUUUGUAAACCCUAGCUAAAAACCAUCAACUGAAUCUGCAGGAGAUGAAGUAGAGAUUACUCAAAUCAUUCAGAGGUCUGGGGAAAAGAGAAUCAAUGAGAUUGAUUUUUCAGGUGAAUAAAAGUUGCAAUUUUUAGUUGUUUGAGAUUAAGAAGAAGAUGAUAAAAUUAGAUUCACAGCUUCCAGAAGUAACUACGGUACUAGGCAUUCCAGUGAAUAGAAAGAUUCGACCCUAUUGUUGAAGUGGAGAAUCAUUUUUAUGACAUUACGAAGGAAGUGAAGGACACGUGUAAGUUCUUCAGGGUAGAUUUAAUCGUAUCUUUUUUUUCUGAAUAGAUGGAAGAAACUCCGAUGGAGGUUGAGACUAGUGGAGACAUUGAAUUAUUUGAUCCACGAAAAGAAUAUUGUGCAACUAGUGUGCAGAAUUGGGGUGAAGAGGAAGAUGUGGUGGUGAAUCCCGAGCAUGAAAAACGUGUAUCGGAGGUUUUAAAAAUUGACAUGGCGGAUCAGUUUGUAACUGAUCAGGUGUUUAAUUCUCGUGAUGAAAUGAUUGUGUGGUGUCAAGAUGUUGGGAGACAAAAUCAUAUGAUAGUUGUGAUUGCAAAGUCUGAGAAACCAGUACCAGGAAGAAAGACAAGGAUUACAUUGGGUUGCGAGAGGGGUGGGGUGUUCCGUCACCAUACAAAGAAAGACCAGGCUUUGCUUGAAUUUCCAGGGAGGACCUUAGCGCCAACGGUGAGGGAAAGAAAACGCACUGGGACAAAGAAGUGUGGUUGUCCAUUCACCCUUAAAGGAGUCUGGCAACCAGAUGAUAAAUGGAAGGUUAAGGUAGAAUGUGGAGAACACAACCAUGCGUUAGAAAGCACCGUAGUUGGUCACUCGUUCGCUGGUCGAUUGAGGGACGACGAGAAGCAAGUGCUGAAAGAUAUGAUAAGAAGUGGCCUUAAGCCAAAAGAAGUACUUACCACACUUAAGAAAAGGAGCAGAGGUACUAACAAGUCUACCAUGAGAACCAUCUAUAACGCAAGAGCGCAUUUGAGAAUGACCGAGAUGGAGGGGAGGUCGGAAAUGCAGCAGGUUAUGAAGCUUCUGGAGGAGUAUCACUAUGUGGAAUGGCACAUUAAGGACGAGGAAACUGAUGAGGUGCAAGACGUAAUUUGGAGCCACCCAGAUUCUAUACAGUUGGCAAAGAGUUUUCCUUCAGUAUUGAUGAUCAAUUCCACGUACAGGACGAGUCGGUACCAUAUGCCUCUUUCCGAGAUCAUAGGGGUCAUGUCAACUGGUAAGACAUUUACUGUUGCUUUUCUGUUUAUGAAAGCCGAAAUAGAAGAGCGCUACACAUGGGCUUUGAGCCAGUUGAAGACGAUUUAUGAACCCAAUGCACUGCCUUCUGUAUUUGUGACAAGUGGUGUUAGUGCUCUGGUUAGUGCAAUCAAAACCGUAUUCCCAAAAGCAGAUCACAUUCUUUGCACCUUCCAGAUUUCAAAGACCAUAAUGAUUAGCUGCAAACACGAGUUCCACAACAACGAAUACUCUGACAGUUUCCUGAAGGAUUGGGAAUACCUGAUGCAGUCUGAGACUCCUGUUGCUUUUGAUGAAGGAUUUGCAUCAUUUGAGAGUAAAUGGAUCAACUACCCCACAUGUGUUCAGUACCUGCGGGACAAUUGGUUGGAUCUGAAGGAGCACUUUGUCUCAGCUUGGACGAAUAAGGUAAAGCAUUAUGGUUACACAACCACAAAAACUAUCGAGGGUGCACAGGAGAAAACAAGUAGAAUGAUUGGAUCGUCACAAGGAACUUUUGUCUCAUGCUGGACAGAAAUCCACAGCUCGAUCACCAAUGAGAUUACAACUGUGAAGGAAUCCUUGGUAGAUAGCUUAAUGUCAGUGAAGCCAUCACAUAAUUUACCAAUCUUGAAGGAUUUGAAGAAUACUGUUUCUCAUCUAGCACUAGAUAUGCUAGUAGCAGAGCGUUCUCGAGGUCAGUCCAUUGACAUCAGUGGUUCAUCUUGUGAGUGUUCCAUACGGUUUACUCAUGGAUUACCUUGUGCACAUGAGAUACAACAAUUUGAGCACGAGGGUCGACCCAUUGCGUUAUCUGAUAUUGACCCACACUGGAGAAAACUUGUAGCUGUGCCUGCUCCAAUCAUGCCUCGCAAUCCAGAUAACCUUCCGGAGUUUGAUUUAUUUAAACAGAAGUGGGAAAUAUCAUCAGAGACAGUACGCCUUACAAUGUUGAAAAAGCUGAAAGAGAUAGUUACACCCCCAACAACACUGCCUGUGCUUCAAUCCCCUUCAGCAAAUGAUUCAUUCACUACCUGAUACAACCAUCAAAUACCUACUCUGUGAUUAUACUGCAGAUACUGUAUGCAUUGUGAAUUUUAUGGCAUCAUUGUCAGAAAUGCUUUUAACAAGGAUUUUAUUGUUACUGAGAGUAACAAAUGGAUUUCUUGACUGUACGGGCAUGCUGGAGUUUUAAUAUUGUAUAGGAUGUGAUGCUUUUUUUUUACCUAGGUUUGCCAGACUUCUUUGCUCUAAGCCUGUCUGUCUUUUUAUUUUGUCAUAAGUUCCUAAUUUUGUUCUCAUGUCCUUGAAGAGCUGUAUGCUGCGACUUAAAUUCAUGUCUAAAUAGAUAACUUGGUAUUUAUAUUGUAUAAAAGACAGAUCAGAUGGUGUCUUGACAGGAAAAUCUUGUUACUGAAUGAGCAGGUAAGCAUAACUUAAUUGUGCUGGCAACUUUUGUUUCGUUUCUUUAACAGCAUGUAGGUGGUAAGAGAUCAGUUCUUUUAUGUGGAUUAUUGCGGAGAAGUAAAUAAUUGUGUAGAGCUAGAUCUGAGACUUUCAGUUCUUGGAUCCUGAAAGUGGAUCUAACUGUGUAAUAAUGUCUAACAUGUGGUGGGUUGGAAUGGAGUGAGGUUGCCAUCAUUACAGGGCAUACGAGCUGAGAGUGUCUCCCUCUAUUGUUUGACCUCUCCUAGGAAAGAAGCCGAACUUGUUGAGCUCAUAUUAAGAUAAAACAUGCCUUUGUUGUGGCAACUAAAAAACGCUAGAAAAGUGCAUGAUAAAGUUGGCAAAGGUGUUGGUCACUAUGAUGAAAUCAGUUUCUUGGUUCCUGUUGGGAGUUUCUUUUCGUGGGAGCUACCUACAUUAAACCAUGCAUCAUGUAAGUUGAAGCAGUUAAAAUUUAUAUGCAGCCUUCUAAUCUUGUUUUCAUGCAGGGUAACUGAUUGACCUUUAGUACUUUUAGUGAGUGGCAGUAGGUUGAUGCUUGUUUUACGUUUUGUUCUUGAUUAAUGCACUUUGAUUAUGCCUUAUGUUUGACAUCAGUUUAUGUCCUUUAGAGUUUUCUUUAGUUUCUUGAAUGUGGCUGCAUGAUUUCAGGGUUCACAGUAACAAAUGCUUUUUACUUGGAUUAGGUUUUCCAAAGAUCCUAUUGGAAGUUACUUGGAAAUUAAUAAUGCUUUUUCAUUAUUUCUGUGGUUUACAGUUUUUGUUUACUAUCAUGGAGAUGGUACGAAAAGCUCAACCAAGCCAAUCAGCAAAUUUAUAUUCACCAUGUUUAUUUGAUGAGUGUAGUAAAAAAAAACAAACAAUGAUCCUUUAGGCAAUACUAGCUUGCACCGAUUAAACAGAGCUAUCAAUAAUCAGAGAGUUCAGUACAUUGUGGAGCAGGUACAACAAAAUAUGGUCCACAUAGUUUAACACUGUUUCUGUUUUUCACUAAAUGUCCCGAAUCUUGAGUAGUUAGAUUAUUAAUUGUGCAUUCUCAGUUUAGAGUACCACAGCACUUUGCUAGUGUUACUAAUAAAUUUCAUUUAUGAUUUGGUGGAAAACAUUAUUGAUUAUCUACGUGUCCAGGUCUUAGGUUCUUUGAAGAUUUCUCGUAUCUUCGUAAUCGCAUCUUGUCAUGUCUACAUCGUGCGUGUCUAUCUCAGAAGGGCUUCCAAGAGAAAAAUCUCAGAAGACACGUUAAAAGCAUGUUCUUAUUAUUAGGUUUUAACAUAAAUGAAUGAUCUACUUCUGUUGUUAUAAAUAGAGCUAAGCUCACUUCAUAUUUCAUCAGACUCAAAACCAGAAGCGCGUUCUUUGUUUCAGCCGAAUUCAUCUGAAAUAUGGCAACCAAGAUUUCUCUCGCGUUCCUCACUGCUCUUUUGUUUUUUGCAAUUGUGAACCUGUCACAGACGGCAUUCGCUAAAUGGAAUAUAACCAAAAUCUCGUCAUUCAGCGGACUCAGUGGAGCAGAAAUGUGUAGAUCCGGGGACACGUACAAUUCCGUUGAUUGUGGUCCAACAAAUGAAUGCAAAUGUUGUAAUGAGUGGUGCGAAGAUAAAUGCAGCGGAAUGAGUAGUUCAGUGGUUAAAUAAAAGUGCACAAAGUUUAUAAACUCAGAAGGCUAUCCUACUACAAACUGUGAGUGUUGCUGCACUCCACCCGGUCAAAUAUGCAAACCCGGAGACAUCCACAAUGUCUAUUUAUGCGGUCCAACACGUGAAUGCAAAUGUUGUAUUGAUUUGUGUGAAGAUAAAUGUAGGGGAAUGGGUAGUGGUACUUCAGUGGAUUCUCAAGAGUGCACAAAGUUUAUAAACUCGGAAAGUUAUCCUACUACAACAUGCGAUUGCUGCUGCAAAGGUUAUGCCGCCACCAUCCCCACCAUCUCCACCCUUAAGUUGUCCAGCAGAGAUGGAAGUUCAAGUAUCACCGGGUGAGGUACCCUGCAAGUAACACAACAUAUGCUGCUUUCAAGGGAUGUUACUAGUUCAUUACCAACAUCAGUUUGCUGCUUUCAAGGGAUGCAAUAUCAUUGCAGCUCAUUUUGUACGUUUUAGUUUCUGUAGCCUUGAUGCUUGUUUUAGCCGUAUUGUAUUGUUCUUAUGCUGGUUCAUAUCUGAAUGAAAACUGCCGUAUCGUCCUUGUUUU